AAUGAAGAUGCUUGAGGCCGUAAGUUAAAGCCCCCCACCGGAGAAAGGCUGUUCCAGGGCCGGGGGCUGGACCCCAGAGUCCCCUGCCUUGGAGGGGGUGAAGGGCCCUCGCAGGCCCCGGUGAGCCUGGACCAUGGGGGAUGGAGGUGCCUGUGCGGCCGGGGGAGACCGGGUGAACCGCUCCCACGUCCUGUUCGACAGCUUUGUCCAGGCGUCCACCUUCAAAGGCGUUCUUAAGGCGUUCCAGGAGCUGUGCGACCACCUGGAAGUCAAGCCCACCGAGCACAGGAUCUUCUACCACAAGCUCAAGUCCAAGCUCAACUACUGGAAGGCCAAGGCUCUCUGGGCCAAGUUAGACAAGAGGGCCGGCCAAAAGGAGUACAAAAAGGGGCGAGCCUGCGCCAGCUCAAAGUGUCUGAUCAUCGGCGCGGGGCCGUGCGGCUUGCGGACGGCAAUCGAGCUGGGCUUUUUGGGGGCUAAGGUGGUGAUUCUUGAAAAGAGAGACGCUUUCUCCAGGAACAAUGUUCUACAUCUGUGGCCCUUCACCAUCCAAGACCUCAGGGGCCUCGGGGCCAAGAAGUUCUAUGGGAAGUUCUGCGCUGGUGCUAUAGAUCACAUUAGUAUUCGUCAGCUUCAGCUGAUGCUGCUCAAAGUAGCUCUCCUCCUGGGCAUCGAGAUCCACGUCAAUGUCGAGUUUAAAGGCCUCAUCGAGCCACCCGAAGACCAAGAAAGGAUAGGCUGGAGGGCUGAGAUCCACCCCAAGACGCACCCUGUCAGCGAGCUGGAGUUCGAUGUCAUCAUUGGAGCAGAUGGAAGGAGGAACACACUACCAGGCAAGUGUGCAGGCACAGGCCGGAGGAGGGGCUUCACCCGACCGAUGGAGGCGAAGCGCGAACGGCACGACCCGUCAGAUUAUGAUGUCAUUUGUUUACAGCUGCCGUUGGCUGCUGAUCUCACGCUGCUCCCCGUCCGUAUGAAAGAGCGCUUGUGCACAUCUGUGCGCUUUCGGCGCAAAGAGUUCCGGGGCAAGCUGGCCAUCGCCAUCACGGCCAACUUCAUCAACAGGAACACGACGGCGGAGGCAAAGGUCGAGGAGAUCAGCGGCGUCGCCUUCAUCUUCAAUCAGAAGUUUUUUCAAGAUCUCAGAGAAGCGACGGGUAUUGACCUGGAAAAUAUUGUGUACUACAAGGACGACACGCAUUACUUUGUGAUGACUGCCAAAAAACAGAGUCUGCUGGAGAAAGGAGUCAUUCUGCAUGACUACGCAGACACGGAGCUUUUGCUGUCCAGAGCUAAUGUGGAUCAGGCUGCUUUGCUGUCUUACGCACGCGAGGCAGCAGACUUCUCCACCAACCAUCAGCUGCCCACUCUGGACUUUGCCAUCAAUCACUACGGCCAGCCCGACGUAGCCAUGUUCGACUUCACCUGCAUGUACGCCUCAGAGAACGCCGCCAUGGUGCGCCAGCGCCACGGCCACAACCUGCUGGUGGCGCUUGUCGGCGACAGCCUGUUAGAGCCCUUCUGGCCCAUGGGCACCGGCAUCGCCCGAGGUUUCCUGGCAGCCAUGGACUCGGGCUGGAUGGUGAAGAGCUGGGGCCAGGGAAAAACCCCUUUAGAGGUUCUGGCCGAGAGGGAGAGCAUAUACCGGCUCCUGCCUCAGACCACCCCAGAAAAUGUCAGUAAGAACUUCGGUCAGUACAGCGUGGAUCCAACCACCCGGUACCCCAACAUUAGCCUUAACUUCCUCAAGCCUAGUCAGGUGCGACACCUCUUUGACACGGGCGAGUGCAGAGAAAUCCGGGUCGAAAUUGAGAAUGUGAUCAACUCGUCUACACCCAAGCUGGCCAGGAAUGAAUCCAUAGCUCGAUCCAGUAAACUGCUCAACUGGUGCCAGAGACAAACAGAGGGAUACAGGAAUGUUAAUGUCGCUGACCUCACCAUGUCCUGGAAGAGUGGCCUGGCACUGUGUGCCCUCAUUCACCGGUACAGACCGGAUCUCAUUGACUUUGACUCUCUGGACGAGCGAGACCAAGAGAAGAACAAUCAGUUGGCUUUUGACGUGGCAGAGAAGGAAUUUGGCAUCUCGCCAUGCAUGACUGGCAAGGAGAUGUCUUCUGUGGUGGAGCCAGACAAGCUCUCUAUGGUCAUGUACCUCAGCCAGUUUUAUGAGAUGUUUAGGGACACAGUGCCCCCUGGAGAUAAACACAACAUGAGUCCAGAGGAGAAGGCAGCGCUGAUAAACAGCACCAAGUCUCCCAUCUCCUUCCUUAGCAAGCUGGGUCAGAGCAUAGCCAUCUCUAGGAAGCGAAACCCAAAGGAGGAGGUAUCUAGGACAGGUCUUGACGACAGGCCGCCUGCCCCUGCUAACCUUUCGGAGAGGAAGAUGGACUCCGCUGCGGUAGGGAACAACAACAAAGUGAAGGUCAUGGCCACCCAGCUGCUCGCCAAGUUUGAAGAGAACGCUCCUGCCCAGCCCACAGGACUAAAACGACAGGCGGCCUCAUGGAGCUGGCAGGGCUCGGUGGGAUCGGGUGGUUUGCAGAGCUUUAGUCUGCUUCCUUCUGUGGAGCAGUGGGAGGAGGACACACUGGACAGUGUUUAUGAUGGAGAAAGGCAACUCUCAGGGGACUCUCUGCCCAAUCUGGACCGCCUUUUGCCCCUCGCUUCACCACAGGCCCCCGUCAGUGAGCCAGUGCGCCUGGCACCAGUGCCAGCAUGGAGAAAGAGACGCACACAGCAGCAGCAAAAGCUGAGCAUGCGGUACAAAGAAAUGGUCAAGUGUCAGACUCUGCCCAACAGAGGGGAACAGGCCAGGAGUGGUGCAGAGCACGCGUCCAUCACGGGCUCUCGGAGCUGCCCAAAGAAAACCAUUCUGCUCCCUUCUUCUUCCUCCACCUCCUCGCUCUCGCUUCACUCCGAGAGCAUCCAUCCAGAGGAGGAUGAGCUGGAAUACUACGAAAGGCCUCUCACCCACGGGGAGUGGAGCCCACAGGACCCAGCUGACCCAGGACCUAUUCAUAUACCUGGUAUAAAGGAGAGGGCAGACCGCCUCAUCUCCAGGUUUAAGGGCAAACCUGACAAGCCCCCAAAGCCGAAGAAAAAGCCAUCGCGUUUCUUUGUCGAGCAAUGGUACUUGUCCCGAGGCCUGAGUCCCGGCUCGCCGCUGUCCUCCCCGGACGCUCCCAGAAAGGAGCCGGCGAGGCCUCAGGACACCGGCCAAAUGCCUAUAUACGUGCUUAGUAUUCAGGAGAGGGCUGAACAACUUGCCUCUCAACUGGAGGGCAAGCCAGCCAGACCACAGUGGCACCUGGCCCGAGCCCAAAGCCCCCCCAGUUCUCCCCCCUCCACCUCUGACACCCCCAGAGAGCGCUAUGUGAGGAUGUACACAGGGGGAGUGAGCUCAUUGGCUGAGCAGAUAGCCAGUCAGCUUCAACCCCAGGAAGACUCCAAGCCCACCCAUGUACCUGAGAAGAGGGAUUUGGGCUCCCUCAGAAAAGAGUUCCCCGUCAACAUCGGAGGCAGCGACGUCUGCUUCUUCUGCCGGAAGCGCGUGUACGUGAUGGAGAGGCUGAGCGCAGAGGGGAAGUUCUUCCACCGCAGCUGCUUCAAGUGCGACUACUGUGGCACAACGCUACGGCUAUCCUCCUACGCCUUUGACGUAGAGGACGGGAAAUUUUACUGCAAGCCUCACUACUGUUACCGUCUGUCCGGCUAUGCCCAGAGAAAGAGGCCUGCGCCCUCCCCUGCUCCAGGCUCAGCCAAGGAGAACCAGUCGCCUCAGACUCCCACGGUGACCGUCGAUGCCCCCGGAAGGGCGAUGGCUGCGGCAGCUCCUUCGGCUGAGCUCCAACCCUCAGGUACCCGAUUUUCCUCUGUAGACGUGGCGGCGGUGCCCUGGCGCCUGGCCAUGGGUGUGGGACUCCCGCUGUGUACCCUCCGCCGCACAUUCUCCUGGACCUGCCACCAGGUGGCGCACAACCCCCUAGAUUCUCCCUUCCUGUGCACCUACUGCAUCUACAUCUUCUGCUGUUUCACCAUCAAUCUGAUUCUCAGAUACAUUUUCUGCUUUUUCCCUCCCCUUUUCGGCGUUGUUACCUGCGACUCGCUGCCAACCCCAUGUGUCUUCACCUGGGCCUGUCCGCGCCCCUCAUCGACAACAGUACCAGAAUUCAACGGCUUGCCGGAGCCCAGUUUGGCCAAACGCCUGCGGGGAACUCCAGAGCGCAUCGAGUUGGAGAACUACCGGCUGUCCCUGCAGAAGGAGGAGGAGCUGGAGGAGGUGCCUGAGGAGACGCUGGCGGAGCACAACCUCAGCAGCGUGCUGGACAAGGCCACAGACGCCGACUUGGGCUCCAGGUUUACUUUCAUUGACGUGCCCUCGCUCUUCGACUGCUUUUUCCCCGACAGUAGCUCAGAGUCCGACAUGGAGGAGGAGGACGAGCAGGAGGACCAGGAGGAGGUCGAGGACCAAGAGGAGGUCGAGGGGGAGGAGCAGCUCCCCAGCCCUUCGGACCUCGGCGGCGUCCCCUGGAAGGACGCGGUGGAGCUCCACGCCAAACUGCGAGGCGACGAGGCGGAGGGCGAGGAUCUGGCCGACGCCGCCAGCAGGGACGGAGAUGUGGAUGAAGAGGUGGAGGAGGAGGAGGAGGAGGAGGAGGGAGAUGAGGAAGAGGAGGAAGAAUCCAGUGAUGAGGGGAAUUACAGCCCCUGGGACAGGGAGCUCCAGUCAGGCCUUUGGCUGGAGAAGUACCUUUCAGACGAGGAGGAUCAAGCCCUGCAUCCUGUGGAUCCCCAUGCCAUUCCAGGUUUGGUGAGAACACUCCCGGACUCUGUGGGGGACCAGGAUGGCCCACUGGCCUCGGCCCUCCAUCUUACCCAGCCUUCUGAGCUUAUGCAGCCCUCCUCCACAGAACUCUGCGAAGAUGAAGAACUGGAGGCUGAAGCAGACAGUCAAGAUAUGGAGCCUGGUACCGAAUUGGAUCAGGAAGACAUCCCUUCAGAUGCGGAGGCCGAGGCUCGUUUGCACGAAUCGGUGUACCAAGAAGUCCCUCCAGAGGAGGAAAAGGAAGAAGAAAGCCUGGCCAUAGCCUCUAGUAUUGGUACAUAUCGCAAAACCCGUCCUAAAAAUCUAACUCCCGUGAAGUCUCCCGGCAACCGCUUUUUCGCAGAUCCCUCCCUCCCUGAGGAACAGAUGCCUGAGAGAGCAGCUGUGCCUCCGGCUGUCAGAAGCCCACGGAGCCCGUCCCCCGCUCCGGCUCCAUUUUCUCCGUCUGUCCCAUCUCCCGCCACGGUUACCGCUUCCCCCGUCAAGCCCCCCGCCCCCGCCUCUCCUGCCGCAACCACCACCGCCUCACCCGUCCCCUCUCCGGUGAAACCAGCCACCGAGUCACCUGUCAAAUCACCUGUCAGGUCUCCAGUUAGCUCUCCCAUCCGCUCCCAGCCCGCCCCCCUUCCAGAGACUCGCAAACCCAAAUCUCCAGUCUACCCGCACCGCUCCAUUUGCCCUCUCACGGGGAACCCCCUCUCCCCGAUCUGUGCCCAGCCUCUGCCCUGCCACGAGCCCUCGUCCCCGCUCGUGUCCGACUCCCCCGUCAGAACUCAGCCCGUCCCCGCGGUGGCCUCCACCCCCAUGACCCAAGCAGACAGGGCCGCAUCCGAGGAUGCAUCAAAGUCCUCAGAUUCCUCAACGGAGGAUACCCCGUCAAAAAAGGCCGAUCUCAUCGAGGAGUUUUGGUUGAAGAGCGCUGAGAUAAGGAAGAGCCUCGGCCUGACUCCUCUGGACCGCAGCAGCAAAAUCUUGGAGAGGAGCCCUGUGAAGACGCCGCCUCAGGAGCUCAGCCCCGCUUGGACCAAGUCACCGGACGCGCCUGAGGAGCAGAAGCCCGCCUUUACGGGCCGCGCCGUCAUCCGCAGGCUCAACAUCACGCUCGAGGGCCAGGUCAUCACUCCUCUCACCUCCGCCGAGAGCAAAAACGACAGCUCCUACAAACGGGACCUGAGCAGCAGCUCGGGCCUGGGCUUGAAUGGAAGCAUGGCGACGGGCCAAACGGCGAACAGCGACAGCUACAGCACAUCUGACUCCACUAUGCUCACCCCGCCCUCCAGCCCGCCGCCACCUGUGCCUGCUAAUCAGUCCCCAGCUGUGCUCCGGCAGCAGAGACACCAGGUGCCCUGGAGCAACGGAACAGAAACCCCCCCGUCGGAGCGUGCCAAAGAGCCGGCGAAAACCAGGACUCCCGUUCCGACACCCAGGACUCAGCUGAGCCCCGUGUCUGUGCCCAAACCCGCACCCAGGAAGGUCUCCUCCCCUCAGGCAGCUCCAGAGACCCCCCCGGUUGUUGUGAUGAGGGAAAAGAAGAAGCCUCGUCAGGAGGACGUCCGAAAGUCCUUCGUGGAGACGGUCGAGGAGAUUCCGUUUGCUGACGACGUGGAAGAGAUUUAUGAUGAGAGAACGCCAGAAACGAGCAUGAACAAAUAUUACACUCCGCCCACCAGCAAGCCCUGCAAACCUCCCCUACAUCUGGCACUGGCAAUGGGAAAUGGGAAACCCAAUAUCCCAGGCAGCGCCGUUUCCAAGAACCAGAGAGCAACUCAGUUCUCUCCAGAGGCCAAGGAGAUCGCAGAGGAGAGAAUGAGGGCCAGGGAAAAGUCGAUCAAGAGCCAGGCUCUGAAAGACGCCAUGGCCAAGCAGCUGAACAAGAUGAAAGACUCCGACAUAGACAAGGGUGCCUCACCUAAGGUGGCCUGGGGUGCAGCCCCAGAUUCAGCUGGAAAAGCGAAGAAGUCCGCCGGAUCUCCAAAGACGUCGGCCGUGAAAUCUCUGGAGUCGAAGAGGCAAGAGGUCACGCCGGAGCGUUUCUUCAGCGGCAACAAGAGCGUGGACAGCUCGGUGGCCUCCUCGGACGGCUCCACCACAAGUAAAAGCAAGAAGCGAAGCUCCCUCUUCUCACCCCGCAAGAAUAAGAAGGAGAAGAAGGCCAAGAAUGACAGCAGCAGAAACUCGGGUGCAGAGGAGACGCCGCCCAAACACAAGUCCCUGUGGAAGGCGGUCUUCUCAGGAUACAAGAAGGACAAGAAGAAGAAGGACAACAAGUCAUGUCCGAGCACACCGUCGUCCAGCUCCACCACUCAGGACUCUGGGAAGAAGAAAAUGUCCCCGCUUGGGAGAUCCUCAGACUUGAAAUCGCACAGAAACUUGAGCUUCUCAGAGGACUCGGACCUGUCCUGCGAUGAUGUCCUGGAGAGAUCAUCCCAGAAGUCAAAGGCAGAUCGGCAUACGGACAUCUUUGACCUAGUGUCAGGCAUGCAGAAGGAGGCGGUAAAGGAGGAGAAACUGGAAAAGGAAAGAAGGAGGGAGUUAAAGCAAAAAAAAGGGGUGAAAGAGAGACCAAAAGAAAGGGAGCGGGAAAAGGAGGUUGACCGAGACAAGGAGAAAAACAACAAGGAGAAAACCUACACGGAGGAGGAGCUGAAUGCCAAGCUGACACGCAGAGUCCAGAAAGCUGCACGGCGGCAGGCCAAACAGGAAGAGCUCAAGAGGCUGCAUAGAGCCCAGAUAAUCCAGAGACAGUUGGAGCAGGUGGAGGAAAAACAGAGGCAACUGGAGGAGAGGGGUGUCGCUGUGGAGAAAGCACUGAGAGGAGAAGCAGGCAUCGCCUCCAUGCCAGUGUCGUCGCUCAGCAACAAAGAGGAAAAGUUGAGCCCUUUGUGGAGAUGCCCCGCCGAAGACCGCUCUCCUUCUGUCCCUGCUGUUCCCCUGAAGGCAGACUUAAUAGAGGAGUGUGAACUUCGCUAUUGGUCUCUUCGAAACCCGCCACCCCCACGCCACCUCCUGCCUGCCAUCGUAAAGUAUGGCACGAGUGGCCGCGGGGAGUCCAUUCCUUCCACCCCACCAUCCCUCAGCAAAGGCAUCGGGGCUUGGCUGUCAUUGUGCCUGUGUGGGUCCGUGUCCGCCGAGGCCCCGCAGCACCGGCCACCUCUCACUCGCAAAUCUGGACUUCCUCGUAUGGGCAAGAAGGACGACCCCAAGCUAAUGCAAGAGUGGUUCAAACUGGUGCAGGAGAAGAACGCCCUGGUCCGCUACGAGUCGGAGCUCAUGAUAUUUGCCAGAGAGCUGGAGCUGGAGGACCGGCAGAGUCGGCUGCAGCAGGAGCUCAGGGAGCGAAUGGCCGUGGAAGACCACCUGAAAAACGAGAAGGAGCUGGCCCAGGAGAAGCAGAUCCUGAAUGAGAUGCUGGAGGUGGUGGAGCAGCGCGACGCCCUGGUGGCGCUCCUGGAGGAGCAGAGGCUGCGGGAGAAGGAGGAGGACAAGGACCUGGAGGCCGUCAUGCUCUCCAAGGGAUUCAACCUCAACUGGGCCUAGCCCGGGCCUCGCCGCCCGCUCCUCAGGGAGAAGAGCGGGAGCCGUCCGAGGCACCUCUCGGCGUCGCACAGCCGUCUUCGAUUGGGAUUCGUCUUCUGAACGCCGACACAGGCUGUUGGUCUCAAACCGUCACACCUACAGCAGUGAAUGUGUAAAAAAAAAACGACGACGCCCACGCGGACGCAUGCGGUCGGCAGCGUUUACAUAUCCUCUGCCGAGCGGCACUCCGAGUUAAUCAAUCUGGAGUUUCGCCCGCUCUCCUUCUGAGUGGGAGGAGAGGAGAGUACAGUUUCACAACUUUAUCAGCCCGGCCUUGAAGUGGAUUCUUCCAGGCAAGAAGGCAAGGUGUAAAAACUUCACUCUGGAUUAUGUAAAGGGAAAAAUGCAGUUCAGUCCUGCUGAUGUCAAGGAAUUGUAAGAUAAGUGUGUCUCGUGUAUAGCUGUUGAAUAAGUCGCAUUUCAAGCAGAUGAGUCUUCUCUUUUCCACAAAGACUGCUAUGGGACUCGCACCGUUUUUCAACCCUUUUAGUCUCACUAUAGGACCGACAUCAUCUUCUGAAGUUGCCUGUUCCCCACUUAAGUAUCCAAAUUAACAAUGAUAGGAAAGGCUCUCUUCCCCUGUUUCAUCAAACUCAUCAUUGAGUGUCUCAACACUAAGAAUUGAUCAAUUAUGGCCAUGUGAGUUUUUUUUUUAAUGUAUUUGUUUUUCUUUGCUUUUGCUUUACACAGAUUAUUUUUUUUAAUGCAUCCUGAAUCUCAUGGUCUUGCACUUGUGCUAAACUCUCAUUCCCUCCCAAGCCAUUACACAAUGGCUGCACACACCGCAACGAGUCAGAGAUCUUCACUUUUCUUUUUGGCAUUUCAUGUGACUUGAUAAUGAUGGUUAACGUUUACAAAUGCUUGUUCAAUGUUCCUGGUGUCAGAUCUCAUUAUAUUACUGUUGUUAAUAUACACACUACACUUGCACAACAAUAUAUAUAGCAGUGUUAAUAUUUUACCCUUGAACAAGAUGCCUUUGUCAUUUUCACUCUCCACGUUUUUGUUCUACUUUAUGCAUUUUGUCGUUUCUGAUGUCGUCACAUCAGUGAGUCCCUCCCGACUUUGGGAAUUUUCCUUUUUUUCCCCUCUUUUUUUUAAGCAUGACCCCACAGUGAAAAAUGGGGUUGCUGUGGAAUCCCACUUUAAUUUAUCAUCAAAUAUUAUGGGUCAUUCGGCGGGCAGAUCUAACAGCCUUUUCUGCUAACUGUAAAAAAGAAAAGAAAAACAUCCUGAUGGCCACUGUUUUACAGCACAGAGGAUAUUUAUGAUGGGAGGUGGGAGAGCCGUGGAAAAAAAAGUUACAUGGUUUUAAAGCGUGUGGUUUUAGAUGGUGUGUGAUAAGUUUGACAUGAUUGUAUUGAUAUUUAUUAACCUGUGUGCAAAUUGUAUCAUAUGUAAAGAAAAUGAAUCCUAAUUUUUAAACUGUUCCGUUGACACAUGACUCGUAAUGUAAAUGCUUCAUGUAGCUUAAAGACUUAGGGGGUGUUGGAUGUAUGCUGAAAUGGCAAUAAAACAAUGCAGUUCUUUUACAUAUUUGUUCAAAACUCUCACUUUUUUUAUUCGGUUGUGGUUACUUUAAGAUUUGGCUUUAGAGCCAGCUUUUUUUCUCCCCGAGCCAUUUGAAGAUGGAAUU
Menidia menidia (Atlantic silverside) is the source of this 10034-nucleotide messenger RNA. NCBI's taxonomy places the organism in Eukaryota, Metazoa, Chordata, Actinopteri, Atheriniformes, Atherinopsidae. The record is from the annotation of a GenBank genome assembly.